This is a messenger RNA of Nicotiana tabacum (common tobacco), 575 nucleotides long. The record is from RefSeq and is a predicted model, not a curated record. Lineage: Eukaryota; Viridiplantae; Streptophyta; Magnoliopsida; Solanales; Solanaceae.
AGCACCAGAUUGGAAGGUGCCAACAGCUUUCAUAUAUGGAUACGAAGAUUGGAUGAAUUAUCAAGGAGCGGAACAGGCUAGGAAGAAUAUGAAGGUUCCAUGUGAAAUCUUAAGAGUCCCUCAGGCUGGUCACUUUGUAUUUAUAGACAACACAGCCGCAUUCCACUCUGCUGUACUCUAUGCUUGCCGUAGAUUUAUCUCACCACAGAAGGACAAUGACCCACUUCCUGAAGGCUUGAUAUCUGUCUGAUGGAGAUACAUUGCCGUGGUGUUUUCAUUGCGUGUGUUGUAGGUAAAUAGUGUACAAUAGCAUAUUAGCAUUGAUUUAAUAUUCUCUCAAAUGUGUUUACUGGUCUGAGUAACGUAACUUACCAGUUUCUCAGAACAUAAUAUCAAUGUUAAGGAAGUCAUGAAUGGGUAGCAUUCUGUUCUUCUGAUUGUUCGUUCCUUGUAGGAAGUCAUGCACAGAUAGGUCGAUGAUUUGUGUUCUUGAAAUUACAUUAAUUUUUUUUAUGAAUAGUGUACUCAAAAGUUACGAAAGCAAUAAGAUGAUGUACAAAUAAUUUUGAAUUGGA